AUGAAAGUGGAUGAUACUGAUGGAGAGAAGGAAGAAUCUGAUGAGAAAUGGAGCGAUGAAGAAUCUGCCAUGAGAGAAAUCGUUCUCGCCCUCCCUGCUUUGAGGAUCAGCAGCGAAAGAUUCGGUGUGAGUAGUGCUGUUGCGGUAGAAGAAGCGAGUUUGAACGAGCAAGCGGUUGUUGAGGCGGAGUUGAUUAUGGCUGCGGCAGAGGAAGCAGUUAUGAAAGAGAGGAGUGAUGGUAAGAAGAAGAUGAAGAAGAAAGUGAGUAGACCGAGGAAGACGAUGAAGACGAUGAAGAUCAACGAUGGAGCGAGUGGUUCGGGCAAAGCAGUAGAGGCGAAAAAUCCUAAGAAGAAGUCUUCGAAAUCGACCAGUCUACCAAAAGGACCACCAACUUGUAACAUCUGCGGAAGAGUGUUUGGUUCGUGGAAGGCUGUUUUUGGACACUUGAGGUCUCACAAGAAUAGAAACUAUCUAGGGUUUCAUCCUCCUCACAAGUUUUCUGUCGCCAAAACGUUUACUAUUCCGGGACCAAACUCUGCUUUUGUUCCUGUUACUGCCGGAGUAGGAAGCUCCGGUGGUUCUGUUGCUGCCAGUGGUGGUGGUGGGGCUUCGGGAAGUGAAGGUGGGAGAGGGUUUGAUUUGAAUGUGGAUCCAGUGGAGGAAGAUGAUCAGAAGAUGAAUGAAUCUGGAUCGGUUGCGAAGUUUGAUCUUAACAAGCCUCCACCGAAAGAUGAAGAAGAGGAAGAGGAUAAAGCCAAGUGA
Messenger RNA from Microthlaspi erraticum, 765 nucleotides. Lineage: Eukaryota; Viridiplantae; Streptophyta; Magnoliopsida; Brassicales; Brassicaceae. The record is from the annotation of a GenBank genome assembly.